AGUUCUUGCACUUAAAAUACGUCUGCCACCUGCGACGCUUCAGUGUUACUACACCGGCAGCGAUGAAUGCGUUUCUUCUGGUAACGUUGCUCCUGGCGGGAGGAGCAACCGCGGGGUUUGUGAAACUUCUCAGCGUUCCUAAACACGACGGCACGAACAGGGUUUGCCGACUGACGAGUAAGUCUGCCUUGGAAGAUGCGAUCCUCACGUCUCCAGUCCUGGUCGUUCGAGUCGUGGAAGAUGUUGUCGAGACAGAGACAGGCUGCCUGGCCGACGAUUACUUCCAGGUCACCGCCCAGUUCAUGAUGCACAGAGAGGUGCAGUUUUGUAACAUCCUUGUUGAUCCCAUCAAGGAACAGCACGCAGCGGCCGUGGGCGACGUUUACAUCUACCGCAACGGAAAGCAGUUCCCAUACUACGGCAAGCGAUCCGCUGAGACUCUCUACGGCGCUAUUCGAGAGGCGACCGAGAGCCAGAUCAAGGUGAUCACGGGCAAGCUCGACAAGUCCGCCUUCGACCAAGUUCAACAAGCCAAGGUUGUUGGAUUCUUUAUGAAAGGAUCCCCCGAAUAUGCCGCAUAUGAAGAUGCAUGGGCUUCCAUAGGCGCGUCAGUCCCAUUCUAUGUUGUCCACGACAGACUUGUUGCAAAGCACAUGAAGCUCAACAUGGUAGGACAAGUCGCGAUCUAUCAGCCAUUUGUGAAGCAGCCUGUGAUCUGCCCAACGAAUCCUGCCAGCCUUCCGGAUAUUUUGACGUUCGUCAAGCAACACAGACGAACUGGACUAAACAUUUUGGACGACUACAACUUGCACGAUCCGGAGAUGAACGACUACAGCCGCAUCAACCUGCUGGCCAUAGCUGAAGUAACCACCACCAAGGGGGCCUACAUGCACCGCCUCUUGAGUCGGAUCAUGAGGAACCAAUCCACCGUCGACCUGAACCUCUUCAACAUCGUCUGGAUUGACCCCCACCAUUUUCCCAUCGUCCACGCCGUAAUGGACCAGCAUGGCCUUACUGGCAAGCUACCAGUCUUCGGAACCUACAACAAAACCACGGGCAAGAAAAUCUGGUUUGACGUGGACAAACUGAACAUGACCGGCGAUAAGCUUGCUGAUGAUGAAAACGCGAGGCUGAUACUGGAAUGGAUGAAGCUCCUUGCAGCAGGACGCCCAGCUCCGAGUCGUCGCUGGUUCUCCGCCGUGCCUGCUUCCCAGACCGUAGCUGAAGGUUCCGACGUAAUUCUGGAAUGCGCUGUAGAACAGCCAUUCGGUGACUGCCUCUGGAUGAAGAACGGGCGCAACAUCGGUUUCAGUUUGAACAGACUGCCUCAUUUAUCAUGGAAGGGUAACAACCUCGGUGGCGAUUGUGGCCUCAUCAUCGCUGGUGUCAAGAAGGGACGCGACGACGGCUCCUGGGUCUGUGAAGUGACCGGCGACUCUGAUCAUGACACCAUCACAUCGCCUGCUGCCCAGCUUAUCAUUGAAGAUGCUCCAAAAGAAGAGUUCUAAGUCCGUCCCAUGCAAGAACAUUCCUGACCUUUGUUCUGUCUUCAUCAGUGCAGGAAGUUGUAUUUAUCCAUUGCAAUAAACGUGUUUAACGUAGA
This is a messenger RNA of Ornithodoros turicata, 1603 nucleotides long. Its product is annotated as calsequestrin-2-like. Gene Ontology annotation, molecular function: calcium ion binding. The transcript is spliced from 12 exons. The record is from RefSeq and is a predicted model, not a curated record. Gene Ontology annotation, cellular component: sarcoplasmic reticulum lumen. Gene Ontology annotation, biological process: regulation of release of sequestered calcium ion into cytosol. The coding region runs from base 63 to 1508 and encodes 481 amino acids. Lineage: Eukaryota; Metazoa; Arthropoda; Arachnida; Ixodida; Argasidae.